AUGGCCUACAAACACAAGCAAACGGCCACACUUGUGACCAGAGUCGAUAAUAAUGGUGGUCCUAGGGUGGAAGUGCUAGCAGCGUUCUGUCCCGGUCACCGGGGAAGGCGAGAGCACGCUCGGCGUGCUCAGAUUCCCUCCGGGUCCACAGCUUGCCCCGCGCGCCCCUCUCGGGCGUCGGGCUCCGGCGUCCUGGCUGCCGGCGUUGUGGCCUGGCUGCUCCUCUGGGCAGCCUGGCUGGUCGGCAGGCUCGCCGCGGACUUGAGCGACUCCUCCUUCAGUGCUGGUGUAAGGGCCACUUGUUCUGAAAUUAUUUUGAGGCAAGAAUUUUUGAAAGAUGGUUUCCACAGAGACCUUUUAAUAAAAGUGAAGUUUGGAGAAAGCAUCGAGGACUUGCAGACCUGCCGGCUCUUAAUUAGACAUAACAUCCCAGCAGGACUCUUUGUGGACCCGUAUGAGUUGGCUUCACUCCGAGAAAGAAACAUAACAGAGGCAGUGAUGGUAUCAGAAAGUUUUAAUAUAGAAGCCCCCAACUAUUUGUCCAAUGAGUCUGCAGUCCUCAUUUAUGCCCGGCAGGACGCACAGUGCAUCGACUGCUUCCAGGCCUUUUUACCGGUGCACUAUCGCUAUCACCGGCCACAUAGGAAAGAUGGAGACACACUCAUUGUUGUCAACAACCCCGACUUACUGAUGUACUGUGACCAAGAGUUUCCAGUUUUGAAAUGCUGGGCUCAGUCAGAAGUAGCAGCUCCAUGUGCUUUGAAGAGUGAGGAGAUCUGCCAGUGGAAAAACAUGCAGUACAAAUCAAUACUUAAGAAUCUGACGGUGCAGGUUCCAGUGGGACUGACUAUACACACCUCUUUAGUGUGCUCUGUGACACUGCUCAUUACCAUUCUGUGCUCCACUCUGAUCCUUUUAGCUGUUUUCAAAUAUGGCCAUUUUUCCCUGUAAGUUUUGUACAGUUACAUUUUUUUCUAUGAACCUAAUAAAUGACACCUAUUCAUUUAUUCUGAAAAGUGCUCUUUUCAGAAUUAACUGGU
This is a messenger RNA of Apodemus sylvaticus (European woodmouse), 1040 nucleotides long. It is a transcript of the gene Pigx, whose product is annotated as phosphatidylinositol glycan anchor biosynthesis class X. Bases 1 to 951 code for a protein of 316 amino acids. The transcript is spliced from 7 exons. Lineage: Eukaryota; Metazoa; Chordata; Mammalia; Rodentia; Muridae. The record is from RefSeq and is a predicted model, not a curated record. Gene Ontology annotation, biological process: GPI anchor biosynthetic process. Gene Ontology annotation, cellular component: endoplasmic reticulum membrane.